UGCUGCGCGUCACAUGUUGUUUUUCUCCACAACGGGAUCAGUCAUACAGUCCUCUUGCGCGCACCGUUUUUUAACAUGAACGCAGCGGACACGUCCGCUAUGGAUUAAAUGAAAGUUGCGUCGUAAUAUCUUUAAUUUUGCUUUUUGGAAUUGAGCGCAUUCUGGUCCUCGGUCACGAGAGAUGGCAAGUCCUCCGGGGGUGGCGGGACACCUGUUAUCUAAUAGCGUCAAUGGCGUAAAGAAGUGCGGCUACUUGAGGAAGCAGAAACACGGACACAGGCGCUUUUUCGUGUUGAGGGAGCCCGCCGAUCGCUCGCCAGCUCGGCUGGAGUACUACGAGAGUGAGAAGAAAUGGCGGAACAAGGGCGCCGCCAAACGGGUGAUAAGUUUGGACUCCUGCCUCUGCGUCAACAAGCGGGCGGACGCCAAACACAAACACCUUAUCGCCCUCUACACCAAGGACGAGUACUUCGCCGUGGCUGCGGACAGCGAGCAGGAUCAAGAGAGCUGGUACGAGGUUCUGACCGACCUCCUCGCCGAGGGAAGGGUGUACGACAGCCCCGCUUCCACCUCCUCCCUUGUCGGCUUUGAGGAGGCCAACUAUGGACUCGUCACCCCAGUGACAGAGGCAUACAAGGAGGUAUGGCAGGUCAAUUUAAAAUCCAAAGGUCUGGGUCAAGUGAAGAAUCUCACGGGAGUCUAUAGGCUCUGUUUGUCCAGCCGAACCAUCAGUUUUGUGAAGCUGAACUCCGAGACAGCCGCGGUGUGUUUACAGCUCAUGAACAUCAGGAGAUGCGGCCACUCUGACAGCUUCUUCUUCAUCGAGGUAGGGCGAUCAGCAGUAACCGGGGCCGGGGAGUUCUGGAUGCAGGCGGAGGACUCUGUAGUUGCCCAGAACAUCCACGAGACCAUCCUGGAAGCUAUGAAGGCCAUGAAGGAGCUCUCAGAGUUCAGGCCCAGAAGCAAAAGCCAGUCAGCCAGCACCACCCCCAUCUCUGUGCCCACGCGACGCAACCUCACUAACUUGCCCCCAAGUCAGACGGGCCUGGUGAGGAGAUCUAGAACAGCCAGCGCCGCCGCCGCCACAUCUCCAGGAAGGAAGUUUACAUCCUGCCGCGUGAGAACCUCCAGCGAGGGCGACGGAAGCGUGCCGCGGCCCGUGUCCAUGUCAAUGCCCGUGAACGGAAGAGCCGCCAGUCCGAAUGUCGCCGCUCAACUCAGCAGAUCCAACACUCUGAGCAACGGGCGCACUUGCAGGAUGCUCGAGUCGUCCUUCAACCUGCAUCACAGCCUGUCCAUGCCAGGUUCCAACUCCCCUCCCGCCGCCUCCAGCCCCAUCAGCAUGUCACCCGGACAGAAUCUCUCCACUCCCAACAAGGCUGGACAAGCUUACAGUUGCAGCGGGUCGCUCGGCGACACCAGCUUCAUGCUGUGCGACGAUUACAGUUGCAGUCCGCUUGAAGCAAAGUUCCUCCCCCUAACCCGCAGCGAAACCCCAGACUCCCUGUCGAGCACCCCUUCAUCCCGUGACAUGAGCGACACUUGUGGCUACAUGUUCAUGGAUAAAGCUUACAGGAAGCGAACUCACUCCCUCACCACGCCACGUCCUCAAAAAGCUGUGACGCCGCUAUCCUCCGCAUCCCUGGAUGAGUACACGCUCAUCCAGGCCCGCGAUGGACACAACUCUCAUUCCGCCUCACCUAAAGUCUGCUACCCAGAAGAUUAUGGAGACAUAGAGAUUGGCUCAACCAGAAGCUCUAGUAGUAACCUCGGUGACGAUGGCUACAUGCCCAUGACUCCAGGCGUGGCGCCGCAUUCCGGCAAGGUCGACAACUACGUGCCCAUGAGCCCCAUGUGCGUCUCUGCACCAAAGCAGAUUGUGAACCCCAGAGUGCACCCUCACGGGGCUACCAGCAGGGGUUACAAAACCAGCUCCCCCUCGAGCAUCUCACUGGAGGACAGUGGCUACAUGCGAAUGUGGUGUGGCUCCAAGUCCUCCACGGAGAGCCCUGACAGGCAUGGUGAAUACAUGAACAUGUCACCCGGAAAUCCAGCUGCACUCCAGACCCCCCCUGACUACUACAUGGGUUUGAUGGCUGGAGAACCGACAUCCGUGAGGCCAGUGUACCAGCCCGGCUCCCUCUCCCUCCCCGCUAAAGUCCAAGGCUCCAAGAAUGACGACAGCAACCAGUACGUGUUGAUGAGCCCUCAAAGUUCCAGGCAGAGGGCGGCAGAUGCAGACUACUAUUCCGUGAUGCAACCUGCCUCGGCCCAGGACUCGCCGCUGAGCCCUUCGACCGCUUCCCCGGCCAGACACAACCUGACCCACAGAGGGAGGCUCGGCAGGCCCAACAGGCUGUCCCUGGAAACUCUCCGGACGCUGCCUAGCAUGCAGGAGUACCCAGUACCCGGUGAGCCCCGCAGCCCCGGAGAGUACAUUAACAUUGACUUCAGCGGCACCAGAAUCUCUCCGCCUUCGACCGAGUCCACGGAGAGCCAGUCGUCAUCUCUGAGUUCUUGUGACGACGGUUCCAGGAGGCCCUGUCUGACUUCCUACAUCAAACUCGAGAUGGCCCUGCACCAGCCCAAGGAGGCUGACGCUCUUGCUGCGGAGCACCCAGACGCACUCUCAGAUCUCUCCUUGUGUCCCCGGUCGGAGCAGGACGAGCUGUACCAUUUGGGUGGCCAGAAACAGACGAGAGAAGGCCAAGAGGGGCAUAAUGACUAUACGCAGAUGACGUUUGAGAUGACCAACUCACCCCCGCAGCUUGUUCCUCAAGUUACAACAAGUCAGAGCAGCAGAGGACGGAGGCAUUCCCUGGAACAGCCGGCUGUCCCAGAAGGAAUCGGUGUCUUCCUCCUUGGGGCCGCCUCUUCAUCCACACUGGACCCCGACUGCUCGGCCAAAGUGAUCCGGGCCAAUCCGCAAGGACGUAGACGCCACAGCUCGGAGACCUUCUCCUCCACGGCCACCGUGACGCCCGUCUUCCCUUCGUUCGCCUGCGGCGAUACCGGCAAGAGACACAGCUCUGUGGAGAACAUCUCCUCGCGGAGCAGCGAGGGCUCAGACGAGGAGUACGGCAGCCCCGUGAACCGGUACCCAAACAGACUCAACUACAUUGCCUUGAACCUGCUGGACAACAAAUGUGAUGAUCUGGAUGGCUUCAAACCAGUUAGCAGCUGCAAACAGGGUAUCAAUGGAUUACACAGCUCGCCAUAUGUCUGCUUGGGCUUCAAGGAGUCUGCGACUACUGCCAAAGAUUGAAGCAGUCUCAACUGUUCCCGUGAUCAACGUGACCCCUUUUACCUCGGCGACCUCAAGAGAUGGCAUGCAAACCUCGUCGCUACAUGAAAUCACAUGCACGCAUGUGUAAAGUAGGCCACCAUUUAUGCAUGUUGGGAACUAGCUAAGGGUAAGAAGAGCGUGUGUGUGUGUGCGCGUAAUGGAGCAUCAACUCAGUCAGUGACACUGUUCCCAUGAAACCUGACUACCAGAAGUGUGAGAAGUACACCGAGUACAGAACUAUAUUUGAUGAGUUUAUUUAUUCCAUCAGGACGAAUGUUUAAUGGGUCCCGCCCAAUGCCUUAAAUGUCUUUAUUUUUCUCUAUGUUUUCAACAAAAUAAGAGAAAAUAUUCUAUUGGCGUAUGUGUUCUUCUAUAUUGUUCUUCGCUUGGCAAAGUAGUAUUACUUAAGAAAGGUACAGUCAAAGUAUUUUCUUAGUUUGCUAUUUAUUCUCACAAGUUUAUUUUUUUAACCAAACUUGAGAAAAUAUAUUUCUAAAUACACAAAGUUCUAUCCGAGGCAUUGGAAUGCACUGCCCUUCUGACCUUUUUCCCCCCCUCAGUCACGUGAGCCUGCAGCCUGAUGCUUGCUCCACGCAUACGGGCCCCGGAGCGUCUUGCUAUGUUGCCACCGAAGGCUAAAAUGUGAUUUGUAGAGAGGAGGCUGGAACAUCUGGCAUCAGCAUGGAAACUCUCAGGGGAGUCUGCUGUGUGGAAAGUUAGAGUGAAGUACAUACCUAUCUUUCUAUGAGGAUAGGCCAGUACAACAAACAUACUCCUCCUGACCUUAGCUUUGGGAAUACUCUUAUAUAAUUGUAAUGAUACAAAGGCAUCUCUUUAUGUUCAAAUAUCUUUACGCCGCCACACAGAUGCUAUCUGUUAGCUCGACUUUUGAUGUUUUGCAUUGUGCUAUUAUGACUAAACGGACUUUCCUAAGGCAAAACUAUGCGCUAGCUUCAAAUACACAAUGUGUAAUUCUCCUGCUUUAUGCUUACUUUGACAGUAAAUUACAAUUGGGAGUGGCAUAAAACAGCUUAAAAGUCUUUAAAGAAAUGAAAUGAGAAUGACAAAAUGGAAUAGGUGUAUUUGAGAGCUUUAGGAGAGUUGCUUCACUGGGUUAGAACUGCAUCUGAUUACCAACGUACUGUACGGUCUAUGCACAUCAUUCAUCUUUGCAUUUAGCAUCAACGCUAACAUUACAAAUCGCGCCACAUGUCACUUGUAAUUGUAAUUCAUCUGUGUUCUGUUAGCGUUCAUUAGCGACUGUAGCUUCUGACACAGCGUCUCACAUUAGCUUAAAAGUGAAUGUCACUUCUAAGACCUCCAUUCAUUUGAUCCAUUCACAGUUUAUUCAAGCGAUAAAUAUUAGAUGUCAAUCCUCCAUGGUAUCAUGCACACAUGCCGAUUCCACCUCCAGACUUUCAGGGUACUGUAGAACGUGUAAAACUUCAGGUCCCAAAAUAUCAGUGAGCCGACGACAGGUUAAAGAGAGAGGUAUAUGACAUUCAAACUGUAUACCAUGACGGUACUGGUGUUUGUAUUUAUUAACUACCUGGAUGUGAAUAGGGUGUAAAUAGACAGAGUUUAAGAGAAAACUAUUCUACUGAGAAUUAAUAAAUAUAGAUUUUACCUGUGUUGUAUACACUAUAUACAGUAUUUAUGUCAAAAGAUUUUGGCUACCCUUAUUAUUGCUUUCAGGUUUUACCGUGUAUCGUAUGCUUUCUCCUUCACUGUGUAAAAGCGAAAUAUUUUAAUAUAAAAAUCAGUUGCCUUGUUGACAGACUUAACCUAAUGGUAUGCAAUAGUGACAUGAAUACGAUCUAGUUUGUAAUGGUGGAACCAAAUGUAACAAACGUCUCCAUGGUUUGCUGCUGUCCCUUGUUAAUUUUUUCCCCCCCCCUCCUCUCCAAGUGUUUUUUUUUUGUCUAUUGUGUCGACGUCUUCCAUUGUACAUACAACGCUAUGCUCUUUCUAUUGUGACACUCACGAGAAGUUAUUUUAACAAUUUAUGGAUUCUGCGGGUCAUUUGUUGCUUUGAUCUGUAUCGAUUGUGCAUAGUGACCUAAAUAAAUCAUUUAUUUACACCAGUA
Syngnathus acus (greater pipefish) is the source of this 5373-nucleotide messenger RNA. RefSeq names its product insulin receptor substrate 2-like. Gene Ontology annotation, biological process: insulin receptor signaling pathway. Gene Ontology annotation, molecular function: insulin receptor binding; phosphatidylinositol 3-kinase binding. NCBI's taxonomy places the organism in Eukaryota, Metazoa, Chordata, Actinopteri, Syngnathiformes, Syngnathidae. Gene Ontology annotation, cellular component: plasma membrane; cytosol. The coding region runs from base 182 to 3265 and encodes 1027 amino acids. The record is from RefSeq and is a predicted model, not a curated record. The transcript is spliced from 3 exons.